AUGAUACAAUCGGUUGCACGUGGAUUAAGUAUGGAUAAUACACCAACUAUACUAGAAGACGAGGAUUCUCAAACAUUACGAGAUGUCACAUCGGACAGUGGAGAUUCUGAGUAUGUUUCCAACGACGACAGUAGCGAUGAUUCAGCUGAUUAUGAAGAUUACGACGAUCUGGGAGAUCAGUCGUAUGAAUGUCAAUCGUGUGGUGCAAUGAUGUGGUACGCUGAGCGCCUUGAUAAGCACAGGAACACAUCGAGACCCGAGUUUUCUCUAUGUUGUCAGAAGGAUAAAGUACAACUACCUUAUAUGAAAAAUGCCCCACCUACUCUUUCCAAUUUGCUUUUCGGUACGGAUAGACAGAGCAAACAUUUUCAGGACAAUAUUCGUUCUUACAACAUGAUGUUUGCUUUCACAUCACUUGGCGGAAAGGUCCAAACAUCUAUUAAUACGGGUGCUGGACCAUACACAUUUCUACUUCAAGGUCAGAAUUACCACCUGUUGGGUAGUAUGUUACCAGAGGAAGGUGCACGACCUAAAUUCGCACAACUUUACAUCUUCGAUACGGAGAAUGAAGUCCGCAAUAGAAUUGAUGCUGUCAGGUCUGGAAAUGGCUCGAACAACCUUGAUACUCAAAUUGUUGCAUCCUUGAAGGAUAUGAUCGACGAGAACAACAUCCUUGCUCAGUCGUAUAGAGCUGCCCGUGAUCGAUUUUCGAGAGAAGGCCUGCAAGGUGUUAAGCUAAAGCUGGUUAAGAGUCGUAGCACCGAUGGGAGGACUUACAAUCUCCCUAAUGCAAGUGAGAUUGCAGCGUUGAUAGUUGGAGAUUUUGACACGCAAGAGGGUGUUAGAGACAUUGUGGUUGAGACUCAGUCCAAGAAGCUGCAACGCAUUAGUGAGUUGCACCCAUUGUACCUACCGUUCCAGUAUCCGCUCAUAUUUCCUUACGGGGAAGAUGGAUAUAGAGAGGAUAUUGGUUUGAGAGACUCUUUUCGAGGUAACAGUGGAAAACGAAAAAACUUAACCAUGCGAGAAUACUUUGCUUACCGUUUCCAAAAAAGAAGCAUCGACAGUCCAGUACUGCUGAAUUCAAAAAAGUUGUUCCAACAGCUUGGAGUGGACGCGUAUUCUAUGAUUGAGUCUCAAAGGUUGAAUUUUAUUAGGCACAACCAGGAUCAGUUGCGUGUGGACAUGUACAAAGGCAUUGAAGAACGUUUUUUCAAAGGGGACACUGAAGGAACAUCAGUUGGAAAGCGCGUAAUUCUGCCAGGUUCUUUCAUUCCCGGACCUCGGUACAUGUUCAACAAUUUUGUCGACGCACUUCAAAUUUGUAACUGGAUUGGUUUUCCAUCAUUGUUCAUUACUAUUACAUGCAAUCCACAAUGGCCUGAAAUACAAAGGGUCCUCAAUGACACAAGUCUCAGACCGGAGGAUCGUCCUGAUAUUCUAUGUCGCGUAUUCAAAAUGAAGCUGGACAGUUUGAUGACGGAUUUCAAGAAGGGACAUAUAUUCGGACGAAUUAGAGCACAUGUGUGUACUAUAGAAUUUCAGAAGCGUGGUCUACCUCAUGCACAUAUAUUGUUGUGGUUGGAUAACGAUGCCAAACCUAAGUGCUCCGCCGACAUCGAUAGGAUGAUAUGUGCAGAAAUUCCGGACAAAAAAACCGACAGAAAGAUGUACAACUUGGUUGAGAAAUACAUGAUACACGGCCCGUGCGGCCAUGCGAAUUUGAAUUCACCUUGCAUGAAGGAUGGCGUUUGCACGAAGAGGUUUCCAAAAAAGUUUGUACAGCGAACCGAGGCCGACCCUGAUGGUUAUCCGGUAUAUAGGAGAAGGGAUGAUGGAAGAACAGUUAGGAAGAAGAAUACUAUUCUUGAUAACGGAUUUGUGGUUCCCUACAACCGUGUGUUAUUGAGUAAAUACCGAGCCCACAUCAAUAUCGAGUUGUGCAACCAGAGCAAGUCAAUAAAGUAUCUGUUCAAGUACGUCAACAAGGGACACGAUCGUGUCACGGCAACAUUUUUCCAACCUACGUCUACGGACGCCGGUCCUGCUGUUCGUGAUGAAAUCAAAAUGUAUUAUGACUGCAGAUAUUUGUCUGCGUGCGAGGCAAUGUGGAGGAUAUUUGCAUUUGAGAUACAUUACCGAGAUCCACCCGUCAUUAGGUUGAGCUUCCAUCUCCCCGACAAUCAACCGUUGGUAUUCAAUGAGAACCAAUCAUUAAAGAGUGUCUUGGAAAGGCCAACCGCGAGGCAAACCAUGUUCUUGGCAUGGUUCGAGGCGAACAAGACCUACCCACCAGCUAGGGAGUUACGGUACGCAGAGUUUUCCCAACAUUAUGUGUACAAGGAUGAUUCUCGGGUAUGGGUGCCAAGAAAGAAGAGGUUUGCCAUUGGAAGAGUCACCAAUGUGCCCCCGACAAAGGGAGAAGACUUUUAUCUUAGAUUGUUGCUCAACGUCCAAAGAGGGUGCAAAAGUUACGAAGACAUCAGAACGGUGGGUGGCAUUGUUUAUGCGACGUUUAGGGAUGCGUGCUAUAUGUUGGGGCUGUUGGAAGAUGACAAGGAGUACAUUGGUGCAAUUAGAGAGGCAUACGGUUGGGCAAACGGACACUUCCUCAGAUUGUUGUUCGCUGUUAUGUUGCUUUCUAAUAGUUUGAGCAGACCGGAACAUGUUUGGGAGAAAUGUUGGUCCAAUUUGUCUGAUGAUAUUACAUACAAGCACCAGAAACGUCAUAAUAAUCCAGAUUUGACUCUAUCGGAUGAUAGUUUGAAGAACUACGCGUUGAUAGAAAUCGAGAAGAUCCUACAGAGCAACGGCAAGAGCUUGCGGAAUUUUGACUCUAUGCCGAUGCCACUAGAUUCGUCGAUGGAUGACACGGAGAACCGAUUAGUGCUCGAUGAGUUUGACUACGAUGUAUUUGCGAUGGCUGAAGAACUGAAACAAUAUCUUUCUUCUAUCACAGAUGAGCAGAGAAGGGUCUACGAUGCCAUCAUGGAUGCUGUGUCGAAGAAUUGUGGCGGGAUGUACUUCCUCUACGGUCACGGAGCAUCGUUGCUGCUUCCCGGUGGCCGAACCGCUCAUUCUAGAUUUGGACUCCCUAUCAUUGUGCACGAUGGUUCCACCUGCAGCAUUACACAGCAGAGUCCACAAGCAGAAUUGCUUAUAAAGGCGAGGCUCAUUAUAUGGGACGAGGCACCGAUGAUGCAUAGAUAUUGUUUCGAAGCGCUUGACAAGACCUUGCGAUCUAUCACGCAUGUUCCCAAACCAUUCGGUGGCAAGGUUGUCGUUCUUGGCGGAGACUUUAGACAGAUUUUACCUGUUGUACUGAAGGCAUCAAGGCAGGACAUUGUUCACGCUACGAUCAACUCAUCUCAGCUUUGGGAAGAAUGUAAGGUUCUUAAGUUGCAUACGAAUAUGAGGCUUCAAUCAAGUUCUAAUCCAUCGGAAGUUGAAGAAGUAAAGGAGUUUGCUAAUUGGAUACUGAGUAUCGGUAAUGGGGAGGCGGGAGAGCAAAACGAUGGUGAAGCGUCUGUUGAGAUUCCCGAGGACAUGCUAAUUCCCGAUUCCGAAGAUCCAUUAUUGGAGUUGUUGCAGUUUGUAUAUCCGAAUUUGUUGAGUAACAUAUCAAAUCCCGAUUACUUCCAAGGGAGGGCGGUGCUUGCGCCGACUAAUGACUGCGUUGAGUUUGUCAACGAAUACUUAUGUUCCCUCAUUCCCGGCGAAGAGAAGUUGUACCUAAGUGCGGAUAGUAUGUGCAAGGAUGAGAUGAGUUCGGAAGAGAAUGCUCAAAUUUAUACGACCGAAUUCCUCAACACCGUGUCUUGCUCCGGUCUCCCUUCACAUAGGCUGAAACUCAAGGAAAAUGUUCCUGUUAUGCUCAUACGAAACAUCGACCAGGCGAGAGGCCUUUGCAAUGGAACCAGACUUCAAGUUGUUAGAAUGGGAACUCAUGUUCUUAGCUGCAAGGUUCUAUCCGGCAAAAAUACCGGUGAUGUUGUUUUCAUUCCUCGGAUGACGUUGGUCCCGUCGAACUCUACUCUGCCAAUUAAGUUCCAGAGGCGACAAUUUCCACUGAUGAUUUCCUUUGCAAUGACCAUCAACAAGAGUCAGGGUCAAACACUUUCCCACGUUGGUUUGUAUCUACCCAGACCUGUAUUCAGCCACGGUCAGUUGUACGUUGCACUCUCGAGAGUCAAGAGUAGAUCUGGCAUAAAGAUCCUUAUCAAGUCCGAAUCCGGUGGGUUGUCGAGUUCAACUAGCAACGUUGUUUACAAAGAAGUAUUUCAGCGCAUAUGA
Erythranthe guttata (spotted monkey flower) is the source of this 4293-nucleotide messenger RNA. The record is from RefSeq and is a predicted model, not a curated record. Lineage: Eukaryota; Viridiplantae; Streptophyta; Magnoliopsida; Lamiales; Phrymaceae.